This is a messenger RNA of Scedosporium apiospermum, 3360 nucleotides long. RefSeq names its product Lon protease-like protein, mitochondrial. The coding region runs from base 1 to 3360 and encodes 1119 amino acids. Lineage: Eukaryota; Fungi; Ascomycota; Sordariomycetes; Microascales; Microascaceae. The transcript has 2 exons. Gene Ontology annotation, cellular component: mitochondrial matrix. The record is from RefSeq and is a predicted model, not a curated record. Gene Ontology annotation, biological process: protein quality control for misfolded or incompletely synthesized proteins; chaperone-mediated protein complex assembly; mitochondrion organization. Gene Ontology annotation, molecular function: ATP hydrolysis activity; serine-type endopeptidase activity; single-stranded DNA binding.
AUGCUCAUGCGAUCACAAUUAUCUCGGCAAUGCCUAAGACAAUCCAUCGUCUACCCACAGGCCCGAAUAUCGAGAGCCCACGCGACGCGAUUACUGACGCGAGCGAACCCGAGGUCCUCGGGCUUUGUGCUCAAUUCCCCCCAUACUUAUGCCCACGCCCAACAACUGGCUGCCUUUUCCACAAGCUCGGCUAGGCGGAAGGGUGACAAAGAUGGUGACCGCGAUUUCUUCGACAAGUCCGUCGAGCCUGCCAAUGAAGACGAAGGCCAGGUGAAGCCUGACGAGUCGAAAGCAGCCGAGGAGUCGACUGCCCAAGAGACCAAAAAAUCAAAAUCAUCCAAAGAUGAUGAGCUAGCAGCUUCUACCAAGAAUGAGAAUGGACCCAAGGAUGGCAAAUCUUCCUCUGCCGGAAGCUCCGGUAGCGGCUCGACAGGCGAUGGCUCCGGGGAUGGUGGCGGCAAGAAGGGGAAGAAAGGAGGAGAGAGGGGUCUACAGAAGCCCGUCGUUCCCGAUGUCUAUCCUCAAGUCCUAGCCCUCCCGAUUACCAAGAGGCCCCUGUUCCCCGGCUUUUAUAAGGCGAUAACGGUUAAGGACCCCCAUGUGGCCAAUGCCAUCACCGAGAUGAUCAAACGAGGCCAGCCUUACGUUGGCACUUUCCUCUUCAAGGACGAAGCGAAGGACGAUGAUGUAAUACGGAAUGUGGAUGAUGUGUACGAUGUCGGUGUGUUUGCGCAAAUCACAAGUGCUUUCCCCAUUCAUGGCCAAGACGGUGGAAUUACAGCGAUUCUUUACCCUCACCGCCGCAUUCGCCUAUCUAGCUUAAUCCCCCCGACUACCACGACCGAUGCAAAGAAGGCCGAUGGCACCGCCGCCACAACAGUCCCCGAACCCAUCCCCCAGAAGCAGGCGGAGACUGAAGAACCAAAGGGCGAUGUCGUUGCAAGCUUCGAAGAGUCGGCAAUUAUUCCCAAACCCGACCCUAACCAGCCUUACGAACCGACCAGCUUCCUGAAGAAAUACCCCGUUAGUCUUGUCAAUGUUGAGAACCUCAGCGAAGAGCCCUACGACCCGAAGAGCCCCUUUGUCCGCGCCGUUACGAACGAAAUCGUCAAUGUCUUUAAGGAGGUGGCGUCCAUCAACAACCUGUUUAGGGACCAAAUAUCUACCUUCUCCAUGAGCCAGACCGGAAACGUCACGGCUGACCCGGCGAAACUUGCUGAUUUCGCGGCUGCUGUUUCUUCUGGCGAGACUGCCGAGUUGCAGGAGAUCCUGGCCAGCUUGGACGUAGAAGAUCGCAUGCACAAGGCUCUUACCCUUCUGAAAAAGGAGCUUAUGAACGCUCAGCUUCAGUCGAAGAUCAGCAAGGAUGUCGAAAACAAGAUUACGAAACGUCAGCGCGAAUACUGGCUGAUGGAGCAGAUGAAGGGUAUUCGACGUGAGCUUGGCCUCGAGACCGACGGCAAGGACAAGCUCAUCGAGAAGUUCAAGGAGCGGGCACGCAAGCUCGCAAUGCCCGAGGCAGUUCGCAAGGUGUUUGACGAAGAAAUUAACAAGCUGGCACACUUGGAAACAGCGGCGUCUGAGUUCAACGUGACCAGGAACUAUUUAGACUGGCUCACUCAGAUCCCCUGGGGCCAACGGAGCGUCGAGAAUUUCGGAAUUAAGCACGCGAGGACGGUUCUGGACGAGGAUCAUUACGGCCUCAAGGAUGUCAAGGACCGCAUAUUGGAAUUUAUUGCAGUCGGCAAGCUGCGGGGCACGGUUGAAGGCAAGAUCCUAUGUUUCGUCGGCCCUCCUGGUGUCGGAAAGACCAGUAUCGGCAAGUCGAUCGCCAGGGCCCUCAACCGAGAGUACUACCGGUUCAGUGUCGGCGGCCUCACUGAUGUCGCGGAAAUCAAGGGCCAUCGCCGGACCUAUGUAGGCGCUCUUCCUGGCCGUGUAAUCCAGGCUCUGAAGAAAUGCCAGACUGAGAACCCGCUCAUUCUCAUCGACGAAGUGGACAAGAUCGGACGUGGAUACCAAGGUGACCCUUCGUCCGCUCUCUUGGAACUUCUCGACCCCGAACAGAACGGCUCUUUCCUUGAUCACUACAUGGACGUACCCGUUGAUCUGUCGAAGGUCCUCUUCGUCUGUACCGCCAACAUGACCGAUACUAUCCCCAGGCCGCUACUCGACCGAAUGGAGCUUAUUACUCUGUCGGGCUACGUGGCAGAUGAGAAGAUGGCCAUUGCCCAGCGAUACCUCGCGCCUGCCGCCAAGGAGGCGGCAGGUUUGAAGGAAGCUGAUGUUCAGCUUACGGACGAUGCGAUUCACGAACUUAUCAAGUCUUAUUGCCGCGAGUCGGGUGUGCGGAAUCUCAAGAAGCAAAUUGAGAAAGUUUACAGGAAAGCUGCUCUCAAGAUUGUCCAAGAUAUCCCUGAGAGCCAACUUGAGGAAGCCCAACCUGAGGGUGCUUCUGCCGCUGCUGAAACCUCGUCGGAGGACACGGCCGCGAGCGAGACCGCAUCUGAAACUUCCCAGUCCUCUCAAGAGUCGGACGAAUCCGCGUCGUCGACCUCCUCGGCACCGGAGGAAGAAGGAACCGCCAAGACUGCGGAAGCCCCUCGUGCACUCAAGGUUCCCGACACCGUGCAUGUAUCCAUUGGAGCUGAUGGGCUCUCCGAGUACAUCGGACCCCCCAUCUUCACCUCCGACAGGCUCUACGACAUCAGCCCACCAGGCGUUUCCAUGGGCCUCGCCUGGACGCAGCUCGGCGGAGCUGCCAUGUACGUCGAGUCCAUCCUGCAAACGCCCCUGAGGCCCCACACGCGACCGGACCUAGAGAUCACCGGCAACCUCAAGAACGUCAUGAAGGAAUCCUCCUCGAUCGCCUACUCCUUCGCCAAGUCCUUCAUGGUGAAGGAGUUCCCCGACAACCACUUCUUCCAGAAGGCCAAGGUGCAUCUGCACGUCCCCGAGGGUGCGGUGCGCAAGGACGGUCCUUCCGCGGGUAUCACCAUGGCUACUUCCCUCCUCUCCCUCGCGCUCAACGAGCCGAUAGUCCCGACCAUCGCCAUGACGGGUGAGCUGACCCUGACGGGUAAGGUUCUUCGCAUCGGCGGCCUGAGGGAAAAGACUGUUGCCGCGCGCCGUGCUGGAUGCAAGAUGGUUAUCUUCCCUAAGGACAACCUCUCGGACUGGCUUGAGCUUCCGGAGAACAUCAAGGAAGGUAUCGAAGGCAAGCCCGUCGGCUGGUACUCAGAGGUCUUUGAUCUCGUCUUCCCCAACAUCGACAAGGAGUUGGCCAAUACCUGUAAGAUUUGCGAGUGGGCGCGGGAGAAGAAGAAGAACAAGAAGGACGAGGCGGAGGAAGAAGACUGA